GGCGGGCUGCCGGGGUGGCCUGUGCACGGCGGCGGCGACGGCGGUGGCCUGAGCCGCGCGGUUCCGCAUCCGCCGAGUGUGAUGAGGCUGCCCUGCGUCGGGGCUCCGCUCGCCGCCAGCUGACAGCGCCGGCACCCAGCCCGCCCGCGAGGGCUGACGCCGCGGGGCCGUGACCUUGGCCGAGGAGUCUCUCUAACCCUCUGCAGGGCAGACGGAUCGUUCCAGUGCCUGAGAGCUGACCAAGUGUGGGGUGACAUGGCCCAGGGGAAUAAUUACGGGCAGACCAGCAACGGGGUGGCGGAUGAAUCACCCAACAUGCUGGUGUACAGAAAGAUGGAAGACGUCAUAGCACGCAUGCAAGAUGAAAAAAACGGAAUUCCUAUUCGUACCGUCAAAAGCUUUCUUUCCAAGAUACCUAGUGUCUUCUCUGGGUCAGACAUUGUUCAAUGGUUAAUAAAGAACCUAACUAUAGAAGAUCCAGUGGAGGCACUACAUUUGGGAACAUUAAUGGCUGCCCACGGCUACUUCUUUCCAAUCUCGGAUCACGUCCUCACACUCAAAGAUGAUGGCACCUUUUACCGGUUUCAGACACCCUAUUUUUGGCCAUCAAAUUGUUGGGAGCCAGAAAACACGGACUAUGCCGUUUAUCUCUGCAAGAGAACAAUGCAAAACAAGGCAAGGCUGGAACUAGCUGACUAUGAAGCUGAGAGCCUGGCCAGGCUGCAGAGAGCAUUUGCCCGGAAGUGGGAGUUCAUUUUCAUGCAAGCAGAAGCACAAGCAAAAGUGGACAAGAAGAGAGACAAGAUUGAAAGGAAGAUCCUCGAUAGCCAAGAGAGAGCAUUCUGGGACGUUCAUAGACCUGUGCCUGGAUGUGUAAAUACCACUGAAGUGGACAUUAAGAAGUCAUCCAGAAUGAGAAACCCACAUAAAACACGGAAGGUUGUGAAUUCCAAUGGAGGAGGAAGCAUACCUAUCUUUGUUUAUUUCUACAUCCCUAGUGCUCAGCAUUAUCUCCAGCAUACAUCUGUCUAUGGUUUACAAAAUGACAUUAGAAGUCACAGUCCUACCCACACACCCACACCAGAAACUAAACCUCCAACAGAAGAUGAAUUACAACAACAGAUUAAAUAUUGGCAAAUACAGUUAGAUAGACAUCGGUUAAAAAUGUCAAAAGUUGCUGAUAGUCUGUUAAGUUACACGGAACAGUAUGUAGAAUAUGACCCAUUUCUUGUGCCACCUGACCCUUCUAACCCAUGGCUGUCUGAUGAUACUACUUUCUGGGAACUUGAAGCAAGCAAAGAACCAAGUCAGCAGAGGGUAAAACGAUGGGGUUUUGGCAUGGAUGAAGCAUUGAAAGACCCAGUUGGGAGAGAACAGUUUCUUAAAUUUCUAGAGUCAGAAUUCAGCUCAGAAAAUUUAAGAUUCUGGCUAGCAGUGGAAGACCUGAAGAAAAGGCCUAUUAGAGAAGUCCCUUCCCGAGUUCAGGAAAUAUGGCAAGAAUUUCUGGCUCCUGGAGCUCCCAGUGCCAUUAACUUGGAUUCUAAGAGCUAUGAUAAAACCACACAGAAUGUGAAGGAACCUGGACGAUACACAUUCGAAGAUGCUCAGGAGCACAUUUACAAAUUGAUGAAAAGUGAUUCAUACCCACGUUUUAUAAGAUCCAGUGCCUAUCAAGAGCUUCUACAGGCAAAGAAAAAGUCGGAACACUCAAUGGAUCGCAGAACAUCUUUUGAGAAAUUUGCACAGAAUGCGGGCAGAAACAUCCCUAUUUUCCCAUGCCAUAAAAACUGUACACCAACACUGAGGGCCAGCACUAACCUGUUAUGAAAAAGAGGGGAAAUCUCUCACGUCAAAGAGGUUAACAAGCCUCGUUCAGUCCUACUAAAAGGAUCAUCUUGUAGCAUGGAAGCAGACUGGAGUCAUUGCAUAUACUUUGUAGCUCUUUGUUGUUACCUGGAGCAGAGGACAUUAGGCCAAGAUGUUGCAUGAGCAAAGGACCUGAAUUGUUCUCUCUUUGUGUACAUUCAGGCAUUGCCAUUCCAAGGGACUCUACCGUCUCAAUGCCUCCACUGCAAAAUGUUGUCUGCUUACUUUCUCCUUGUACUAAGCUGGAUCUGUGUCGUUUCCUUUUUAACAAGUUCAAGUGGAGUAAACCUUUUUUUUUUCUUUCUCUUAAAGCUUCUGCUAGACACACAGUUCACUGAAAAUUCACUCAGUCAAAAACUGGAAGAAUUGUAAAAGAAAAAAGCAUAUAUCAAUAAGUAUACAUAUGGCUUCACGUUUAUUAAACAAUAAGUUAGCACAGAAAGUUUCAUUUCACCAAUGUGUUCACAGUCAGAAACAAGCUUUGUCUUUGUUGUCUGUACAUUCUCAGUUAAUGUUUCUUGCAUUUAUUUUUAUACCAUAUUUAAAUAAGAAACACCUUUUACUCCAAAUGUAUUAAAGUUGAUCCCUUCUCUGUAAAUUUGUGUAUGUUUAUAUUGUUGUUUUAUCUUUCAUUAAAAGAUGCAGAAUCUC
Molecule: messenger RNA, 2517 nt
Organism: Acinonyx jubatus (cheetah)
Lineage: Eukaryota; Metazoa; Chordata; Mammalia; Carnivora; Felidae
Gene: RGS7
Product: regulator of G protein signaling 7
Exons: 20
Coding region: 256-1827 (523 amino acids)
Biological process (GO): G protein-coupled receptor signaling pathway; regulation of G protein-coupled receptor signaling pathway; intracellular signal transduction
Source: RefSeq, a predicted model, not a curated record